Molecule: messenger RNA, 1353 nt
Organism: Schistocerca serialis cubense
Lineage: Eukaryota; Metazoa; Arthropoda; Insecta; Orthoptera; Acrididae
Product: beta-1,3-galactosyltransferase 1-like
Exons: 5
Coding region: 1-1353 (450 amino acids)
Cellular component (GO): membrane
Molecular function (GO): hexosyltransferase activity
Source: RefSeq, a predicted model, not a curated record
AUGACACAAGCAGUAGUUUGUGCAGGCACAUAUAAUGUUACAAAUCCAUUAAGUGAACACAGUCCAUUUUGUGUUGAAAUUCAAGAUGAACUGGAAGAUUAUGAAAAUGAAAUUAUUGAACUGAAUCAGAAUGCAGACGUCAAACAGCAAUUCUUCAAUUCUGAAAUGAAACAAAUAUUUAAAAGUAACACGAGUACUAAUAUGGACAUGAUGCAAAGAAAUAUGAUUAUCCUGCAAAGUGAUCUUAGCAGUAACAUAGAAGCAAACAGUAUUAUGAUAGAAGGCAAAAUUAUGGAAAAGAAAGAAGAACUGACUGAAACUCAAUGUCAAGUUGUAGACAUCUGCAGGAGGUUUGAUUCAGAAGUACAGCAAGUAAAAAAGAGCAUUGAACCAGGUGUGGACAGUAAGAUGCAAUAUUAUUUGACUACACUAAAUAUUCCAGGCUGGUCUGUAAAUACAAGCAGAGAUUUGCGGCUCUAUGUGCUGCCAGAGAAUUUGACAGCAAUUAUUCCUCAACCAGAUAUUUGUAGCAAAAAGCUGUUUCUCCUCAUUGUUGUAUGCUCAGCUGUUGGUAACUUUGAAGCUCGAGCAGCAAUCAGGCAGACAUGGGCAUCUGCACCUAUUGUUACUGAAAAAGCUAGUGCUAUAAGAGUGGCUUUUCUACUUGGUGUAUUAAAACACAAUACUCUGCAGGAGCAGGUUGAAAAAGAGAGUGUUCUGCACAAAGAUAUAAUCCAAGAAGACUUUUUGGACACAUAUUAUAACUUGACUUUAAAAACUGUCAUGUUACUGAAAUGGACUAUUAAAAACUGCCCAUUUGUUCAUUACAUCAUGAAAGCAGAUGAUAACACAUUUAUCAAUAUUGAAAGCCUUGUGCAUUUGCUCCAUUCUAAAGGUACAACUGGUUUAUUGAUGGGUGAUCUUAUUUGUGGUGCACACCCAGUUUCAGACUCGCACAGAAAAAUGUAUGCUCCAAGUUAUAUGUAUCCUAGAAGAGUCUACCCAAAUUACCUAUCUGGUGCAGGAUAUGUAAUGUCAAAUGAUGUUGUGAAACAAUUGUACAAAGCAGCUCUACAGACUAAGCUCUUCCAUCUGGAGGAUGUAUACGUGACAGGACUGUGUUCCAAAGCAGCUGGUAUUCGUCCACGUGAUCAUCCUGCUUUCACAUAUAGACGUCGUAAAAUUAUUCCUUGUUUGUUGCGUGAUCAUUCAGUUGUCACCAGCCACCACAUGGAAAGUGCUCACCUUCUGGAGAUUUGGCCUCGCAUUCAGGACCCAAAUCUUGAUUGCUCAAAUUUCAAUGCAUCACAGUAUGCGAAGUACAAGAACCAGAAGUGCAACGUUCAACUUUGA